Messenger RNA from Drosophila hydei, 785 nucleotides. It is a transcript of the gene mRpL40, whose product is annotated as 39S ribosomal protein L40, mitochondrial. Bases 82 to 651 code for a protein of 189 amino acids. Gene Ontology annotation, cellular component: mitochondrial large ribosomal subunit; mitochondrial ribosome. Lineage: Eukaryota; Metazoa; Arthropoda; Insecta; Diptera; Drosophilidae. The record is from RefSeq and is a predicted model, not a curated record. The transcript is spliced from 3 exons.
UACUCGGUUGAACACCAUACGGGAAGAAGCAGCACAUUACGCAAACAGUGUUUCGGCUUUAAGCUUAAUUGUUUAUGAAAAAUGUCGCUUGUCAGCGUACUUUCCAGGCUGACUUUACAGAGCAGCGGUGUUGCCUCACGUUUCCUGCACACAACUCCAGUGCUUUGCGCCGAGCCCUUGAAGAAAAAGAAAAAGCUCGACCCACAGAUCAUAAAGCAGAGAGAAGACCGUAAAAAAAAGAAAAUCGAGAAGCAGAUACGCAGGCUAGAGAAGAAUGCGCGACAACUAAAACCGGUAGAAGAGCUAGAGGUGCCUUUAGAAUUAAUCGACAACAAGGCUCAACGGGAACGAAAGUUAACACCCUUGGGCGCUGCGCAGCUGGAGCAGCGUGCACUGCUGAAGAAACAAUGGGCCCACUACAAACACGAAGAGAAGGUGGCAGAUUUUCAAAUCAUUGACCGCUUGGUCCAAUCACAAAACAAAGCGCUGGAGGAGCUGCGUCUUGAGUCCGAAGAGCUUUACCAAGCGGCCAUACAAGUGGACCUGAAGCUACUACCAGUAUAUGUAAAAGGGCCAGUCGCAACGCCUCCUAUCAAAGACUAUGUAAGCCCUGACGGCGACUACAUACACCAGGCAAUGAAGUGGGAAUAAAUAAUUUACUUAUUUAGGUAAAAAGAACAUUUGUUAUUUUAAUUAAAAAAGAAAACCGAAUUAAAUGUGUAGUAAUUUUUAAAAUGAAUAAAUGACGGCAAAGGCUAGUCGAAGUCAACAAAUCCUGCUCCUGA